Messenger RNA from Phycomyces blakesleeanus NRRL 1555(-), 1959 nucleotides. RefSeq lists its product as hypothetical. The annotation marks the transcript as partial. Gene Ontology annotation, molecular function: carboxypeptidase activity. The transcript has 5 exons. Lineage: Eukaryota; Fungi; Mucoromycota; Mucoromycetes; Mucorales; Phycomycetaceae. The record is from RefSeq and is a predicted model, not a curated record.
UCUGGCGACAGCGUCCAUGAGUAUCUCAAAGUCUACACAUCAGUAUCCCAUUUGGCAGGCACAGAAAACGACAAAAAUCAGGCAGAAUGGACACGGGAUCAAUUCCUUUCUUUUGGAAUCGAUUCCAAGAUCGAGACUUACUGGCCAAUGCUUAACUAUCCCGUACAACGUCGAUUGGCCAUCAUUUCUGGACCUGAAGAGUUCCUUUAUGAAGCUUCAUUAGCUGAAGAUAUUGUUGAGGAAGAUGAGACCAGCAAGAAUCCUGAAAAUGUUCCUACUUUCCACGGUUACUCAAAGAAUGGCAGUGUCACUGGCCCAGUCGUUUAUGCCAACUAUGGACGUCUUGAGGAUUUUGAGUACUUGGUAUCUCAAGGCAUUGAACUCGAGGGAACCAUUGCAUUGAUGCGUUAUGGAGGUUCAUUCCGUGGUCUCAAGGUCAAGGCUGCAGAAAAUUAUGGUUGCAUCGGUGCAUUGGUUUUCUCUGAUCCUAUCGAUGAUGGACCACUUGACAAAGAAAAAUUCCCCCACACAAACCCUGCGGAGUCUUACCCCGAAGGUCCAUGGAGAUCACCUAGCUCUGCUCAGCGUGGCUCUGUUCUUUACCUCUCCUUGGCUUCAGGUGAUCCCUUGACCCCAGGUUAUGCUGCCACAGAAAACGCCACUCGUAUUAAUCCCGAAGACUCUCCCGCACUUGCCAAAAUUCCAUCUCUUCCUCUCUCGUGGCGCGAUGCUCUGCCUCUGCUAAAGGCUACUCAAAAUCGCGGUGUCGUUGGCGAAACUGACUGGACCGGAGGUCUUAACGAAGUCGGUUAUUUCAGUGGUCCCACCGAAGGUCUUGUCAAUUUGGUCAACAUUGUGGACAACAAGAUCACUCCAAUUUGGGAUGUCAUUAGCCGUAUUGAAGGUUCUGAAGAACCAGACCGCGCCAUUAUUCUUGGAAACCAUCGUGAUGCCUGGGUUUAUGGCGCCGUUGAUCCUUCCUCAGGAUCUGCUUCUAUGCUUGAGCUUGGUCGUAUCUUUGGCAAGCUUCUUAAGACUGGAUGGCGUCCAAGAAGAACCAUUAUCUUUGCUUCAUGGGAUGCCGAAGAAUAUGCUUUGGUCGGAUCUACUGAAUGGGUUGAAGAUAACCGCAAAUGGUUGGUUGAGCAAGCCGCCGUCUACAUCAAUGUCGAUGUUGGCGUGAGUGGUCCUCAUUUCAACACCCAGGCUUCUCCUUCUCUCAGCAAUUUGCUCUAUGAUGUCACCAAGACACUCACUGAUCCUAGAACUGGCGACUCUAUCUACGACACUUGGGGAGCUAUGACCAACAUGACCCGCGGCGAGUCUGCAAAGCCAUACGUCGGUCCCCUUGGUUCAGGAUCCGACUUUGUUGCUUUCCUCGACCAUCUUGGUAUUGCCAGCAUUGACAUGGGCUUUGGUGGUGACUAUGGUGUGUACCACAGCAAUUACGACAGUAUUCACUGGAUGGAGAAGUUUGGUGACCCCACAUUCAAGUACCACGAGUCAAUUGUCAAGGUCUGGGGUUUAACCGCCCUCCGUCUCGCCGAAGAUCAUAUCCUUCCAAUCCGUCCUUUCGAUUAUGCAGUUGAUCUCGAGAAAUCAGUCGAAACUCUGCACGAAUAUGCUUAUCCCCAUGUAUUCUUUGAGCUUGAGGAAGCUGUGCAACAGUUGACCAAAACUUCUUUGAAGUUCAACACCAAAAUUGAAGAGGUCGAAGCCAAGCUUUCAGAGUACUCUGAAAAGUCCAACGCCAAGCUUCCUUCGUCCUUAACCAAACAAAUCGCAAUCGCCAAUAAGCGCCUCACAAACUUUGAGCGUGGUUUCAUUGACCCCGAAGGUAUCAAGGGCCGUGAGUGGUUUAAGCAUGUUAUCUAUGCUCCAGGACUCUGGACUGGUUACUCUUCCCAGGUAUUCCCAGCCAUUGCUGACGGUCUCGAUGCAAAAAAUAUUUCCCAGGCU